Molecule: messenger RNA, 675 nt
Organism: Aspergillus aculeatinus CBS 121060
Lineage: Eukaryota; Fungi; Ascomycota; Eurotiomycetes; Eurotiales; Aspergillaceae
Exons: 2
Coding region: 207-566 (119 amino acids)
Source: RefSeq, a predicted model, not a curated record
UUGUGCGCAUAUCACUCGAGUAUCCUAGGGGAUGGUUCAUUUACCAUGUCGACCACAACUACUACGACUGAGACGUUGAUUGCGAGGCUUGUUUGGGAGCCAUGGGAGAACUGUGGCUGGAAGUCUCCCGCUGUUGAGCAUCGAGGUGAGUCUGGUGUGGUUUCUUUAGAGUGAUUGCGGGCAAUGAUUCUGGACGGGGGAAAUCGAUGGCGGUCUCAAUGGCGGUCUACACUCAUGCUUGCUUGUCUUCCCUUCUCCUUCUCUCUCUUCUCUCCACACCGCCACACCGCCCGUCGAUCCUCAUUGGGGCCAACAUUUCAUCAUUCACCAUCCAUUCAUUAUUGCUUUUUUAUUCUUCACCACUUUUGAACGCCAAGAACAACCUCCGACAUUCCUCACGGACUCAAUCUCACAAUUUCAAGUCGGUCUUGCAACAUCUGCGACUGAUACAUCCCUGGAAGCCCCGAAAACUAAGAUUGCCCCUGGCUUACGGAGUACUACUUCUCUGCCUUGAUCUCUCCGUCGUGGCCGUGUCUAAUUCGUGUGUCCGACUUCGCUCCGACUGACUCACUCACGCGAUCAAAAUCGACCGCUUUUGCCCUGCGUCUCACCGCAUUCCAUCACAUCAUUUAUCACACGUCACGUGAAUCCAGCCGUUCAUUGAUCCCCCAGAAU